Molecule: messenger RNA, 1374 nt
Organism: Naumovozyma dairenensis CBS 421
Lineage: Eukaryota; Fungi; Ascomycota; Saccharomycetes; Saccharomycetales; Saccharomycetaceae
Gene: ESC2
Product: Esc2p
Exons: 1
Coding region: 1-1374 (457 amino acids)
Source: RefSeq, a predicted model, not a curated record
AUGUCUGACGAUUCUAGUUCAGAUGAUUUUUUCAUGGCAGAUGAUACAGAUGAUGAAUUAGAUGUAUCUCAGAGAGCAAGAACAGUUCUUCUGGGCUCGCCCAAUGAGAUUCCAGAUUUGAAGAGUGAUUCUCAUUCUGAUAUUAAGAAAGAUACUCCAGCUGCAAUCUCAAACGAUAAAGAAGACACUAAGAAUAAUAAAUCGAAAAAUGCAGAUCAGUAUUCGCCGGUACGAACAUCAAGCAGGAUAGCAAGAAAGCUGCGAUCACCGCUGAAAGAAGCCGUAGUUUCAGCAGACCCGAUCUCGCUUGAUGAUGAUAACAAUAAAAGAGCAAGAUCACCAUCUCGACCUAACCCAUACUCAAAUUCACCAGAACGCCGUUCACUGUCAAGUUCACGUUCACGUUCGCGGUCUAGUUCACUUUCAAGUACUCGUUCAUUUUCACCCAUAAGGAAAACUCCAAAACUAUCAAGCACACUCCAAAUGGAACCUGAUGAAAAUGACGAAUUUUUCAAAGAAAUUGCCAAGGAAGCCAAGAAAAUUCCAAGUCUCACUAAGGAAUCUACACCAGAUAAAUUACCUAAAAGGAUUUAUAACAUUAGAUUUAUUUCUAAAUUAGAUGGGACGAUGAAUAAAUGUGUACAAGUGAAAGUUUUAGGUAAAUUCCAAUUCCAAAAAAUUUUACCCGCUGCAUUGACUGGGUUGAUUAAAGCCUACUCGAUACCUAGUGUUUUGCAGAAAUAUUACAGUGUUGAUAACGUUUCAUUAUAUUGGAAUCAUGCCAAGUUAUUGGAUUUUAUGACUUGUAAUUCUUUGAAUAUACCACAAGCUUUUGAAAAUGAAGUCACUAAUGUCGAUAUUGAACUGAUAUCUAAAGAUGAUGAAAUAGAAAACGAGAAAGCAAUUACAGAGAAAUUAUUAAAAGAUGAAAGAGAAGUAUCUUUGAAACUAGAAGCUGCUAAGAAAGAAAAAGAAAUACAGGAAAAGUUGGCUAAAGAAUUAGCCAAAGAAGAAAAGGAAAACGAAGUUUUUGAAGAAUUUGAACACGAACUGGAGAACGUUUCUGAAUUGAAAACAAAUGGUUAUGACGCUGAUGCCUCUACCGUUAAUGAAGCUAAUGAGCUGGCUCUAGAGGAAGGAAACGCCGAUGUUAUGAAGAUUGCCUUAGUAGGUCAAGAUAACAAGAAAAUUCAUGUCAAUGUUCGUGGAACCACUCCAUUUUCUAAAGUUGCUGAAUACUAUAGAAUACAAAAACAGUUACCUCAAAAUGCGAAGAUUAAACUUGUUUUUGAUCACGAAGAAUUAAGUCUAUAUGAAACGAUAGAAGACCAAGAUAUGGAGGAUGAUGAUAUGAUAGAAGUUGUGAUUAGUUGA